AUGGAGUCCUCGCUAGCAUCAAUUCAAGCCUUAGUAGACCAAAUUAAGCAAGAGAUGUUCUCAACCUCUAACUUUUACUCAUUUGUUUCCCCAUCUGCCUAUGACACUGCAUGGAUAGCCAUGGUUCCACACAUUCAACAAAGUGGUUGUCCCAUGUUCAAGGGUUACUUGGAUUGGGUUCUAAACAACCAAAAAGAAGAGGGUUUUUGGGGUGAAGUUGGCAAUGAUGGUCUUCCCACCAUUGAUAGCCUUCCAACAACUCUUGCUUGCAUGGUUGCACUCAAAACAUGGGGUGUUGGCCAAAAUAACAUAAAGAAAGGUUUGGAAUUUAUUCAUGCGAACUCCAAGAUGCUUCUCAAAUUGAAAGGUUGUCAUCUUCCUCGUUGGUUUGCGAUUGUUUUCCCUGCAAUGGUUGAACUUGCACAAGCAGCAGGUCUAGAGGUUGUGUUUCCUAUCGAAAUAGAACGGGUCAUAUCCAAUAUUUCUUUCCAAAGGCAACAAAUCCUUGAAACGGAAGAACUUGUAGAUAAGUACCAUUAUCCUCCCUUAUUAUCAUAUUUGGAGGCAUUGCCCCCAUCAUAUGUUAUUCAUUCCGAAGAUAUAGUGAUGAAUUUAAGUGAAGAUGGCUCGCUAUUCCAAUCGCCCUCUGCCACAGCACAUGCAUUUCUAGCUACAAGAAACCAAAAAUGCAUGGACUACAUAGAAUCUCUUGUUCAAAGAUGUCCCAAUGGAGUUCCACCUAUGUAUCCUGUUGACGCAGAGCUCAUAAGCCUUUGUAUGGUUAACCAAAUACAAAGAUUAGGAUUAGCCGAGCAUUUCACUAAAGAGAUUGAAGAAAUUUUGGAACAUAUUUACUGGACUUACAAGAACCAAGAAUUAGAGGUAACAAAAGUUAAUCUAGUACCGGCAAAAAUUUUCAAAGACUCUUUGGCAUUUCGACUACUGCGGAUGCAUGGCUAUGAUGUAACACCAAGGAGCUUCUGUUGGUUUCUAUAUCAAGAAGACAUCAUGGUUCAUAUGGAACAAAAUAGUGAAUAUUUCGCAAGUGCACUAUAUAAUGUUAAUAGAGCAACGGACCUUAUGUUUUCUGGAGAAUUUGAACUAGAGCAGGCCAGAUUAUUCUCAAGUAAAUUGCUCGAGAAAGUCCUAGCGCUCAAAAAUGAAACCGAUAAUCUUGCCAUCCUUCCAAAUUUUCAUAGAGUGAUUGAGCAUGAGUUGGGUCUUCCAUGGAUUGCUCGACUUGACCAUCUUGAUCAUAGAAUGUGGAUUGAAGAAAAUAAAGUUGACACCCUAUGGAUUGGAAAGGCUUGCUUCUAUAGGUUAUCAUGUAAGCACAAUGACAAGCUAAUGCAACUUGCUGUGGAGAACUACGAGUUUCGACAAUCAAUUUACAGGAACGAAUUGGACGAACUCAAAAGGUGGUCCAAGGAGUGGGGGCUUAGUGAUAUGGGAUUUGGGAGGGAGAAAACGACCUAUUGCUACUUUGCUGUUGCCUCCAGCACUUCACUACCUCACAAUUCUAUUGCUCGAAUGAUAGUUGCAAAGAGUGCUAUACUUGUUACAGUUGCCGAUGAUUUUUUUGAUAUGGAAGGCUCUUUGAAUGACUUACAAAACUUGACUCUAGCAGUUCAAAGGUUUUUUAAUUUAAUUUGUUUUACUUUAUCCUAUUGUUUUGGUUGCAAUCUAGCACCUCUCAUCUCAUCUUCUCGCUUUUUUUUAUUUAUUAAUAGAUGGGAUGGUAAAGGCUUAAGUGGUCAUGGUAAGAUUAUCUUUUGUGCCCUUGACAAUUUUGUGAGUGACAUUGCUGCAAAACACCUCCAUCAAAAAGGAAGUGACAUCAUGGAAAAUCUUCAGGAUAUGUGGAGGGAAACAUUUGUUUCAUGGAUGAUGGAAACUAUGUGGAGCAAGAGCGAAUAUUUACCAUCCAUGGACGAAUACCUUGAAACCGGCAUGACAUCUAUCGCUACAAACGUCAUAGCUCUUCCCGCUUCAUGUUUCCUAAACCCUGGCUUACCAAACUAUAAACUCAAGCCUACUCAAUAUGAAACUAUCACAAAAUUGCUUAUGGCUUCGGCUCGUUUGUUGAAUGACAUUCAAAGUUAUCAGAAGGAGAUAGCAGUUGGAAAAAAGAACCUUGUAAUGCUAUAUUUGAAUGAAAAUCCACUGGCAGACAUGGAAAAGUCAAUUGCUUAUGUGAAGGAGAUGCUCGACGAAAAGAAGAAAGAGUUACUCAAGCAUGCUUUAAUUGACGGCUUCAAUGAUUUGCCUAAACCAUGCAAGCAUUUCCAUCUAUCAUGUCUAAAAGUAUUUCAGAUGUUUUUCAACUCUAAUAAUGUAUAUGACUCCACCGCUGACCUACUUCAUGACAUAAAAAAGGCGAUUUAUAUUCCUCUAGAAUAUCAAAUUCCUAAACCAUUGAAGCCUCUACGCCCAUUGCCUACCAAGCACAAUAACGAAUCUUCAAAAGUUCAAGCAUGUUUCAUCAAAACCUUCAAAUAUCAGGGCACCAAAAAAUUCAUUGGACAACAGUUUACGAGGACUAAUUCAAGAAUAGGUUGUGAGAAAGUGAUCGUUCCACCAAAAUUCAAUUUAUGCUUCAUAUAA
Molecule: messenger RNA, 2604 nt
Organism: Camellia sinensis
Lineage: Eukaryota; Viridiplantae; Streptophyta; Magnoliopsida; Ericales; Theaceae
Source: RefSeq, a predicted model, not a curated record